UGUAAGCAAUUGUACUUCCGAUUCGGACGUCCUACCGUGCGGACGUCUCAAUAAAAACAAAAUAACAAAUAAAAACUGAUAAAAAAUGUGUAUAAAAAACAAAAAGUGAAAUAAUAGUGAUGUUUGUACCUGAACGUGCCUUAACCAAUGGAUUGGCGGGAAAGAUAAAAAAGAAAAAUUUCAAAAUUCGAAGAAGAUCUCAAAGUGCGAAUAUGGGUUAUAAUUUGAAUUUGAAUUUUGGAACGGUGGUCAUUUUGUUUCUAACAUUAGUGACCAUGUUCGAUUUUGUAAUUUGUGAAAGUGAAAAUGACGUUUUGACAUUGCAAGAUGACUUAGAUCAGUUAGAUGUAAAGGAGGAGGCCGCUGAUCGGCGUCGGCCUGCCAAUGAUCAGGAAAAGGACAUAUUGUUAUUAGAUGCUCUAGGGAGAAGAAAAGGGUCAUAUACCCAUAAUUCCUAUAGUUCAUCGCAGGAGGAUGAUUCUAUUAUGGACUUAUUGGGGAAAAUGAUACCUCAGACUUGUCGGUAUAGAGGCUCGCGGUUUCCAUGCGGACUGUCCAUUUCCUGCGUUCUGGGUGGCGGAAAACCUUUGGACUUGUGUUCUGGAGGUAUGAUCUGGGCUUGCUGUGUCGACAGAGAAACAUCAGAGCGCCCCAAUGAAGCACCUUUGGUGCAUAACGCAAGUGACCUAAUAGAACUGAUCGGCACCUUCCCACACGAGAACUUCGACUAUCAGAACACAAACCAAUUCGAAGAACCGGUCAUCAUCUACACGGAGCCAAACCGGCCGAAACCGCAUUACAACCGGCCGAAACCGGAUGAGAACCGGCCGAAACCGAACCAUCACCACUUUUUUCAAGUGAAACCGUCGUACCACGAAAGUACAACACAAACACCUGAUGACUUUUACACGCCUGAUCAAUUUGUGCAAAGCAAUGCUGGGAGUGUUGAUGAUUAUGUGCCUGUACACACGAAUGGUCACAAGCUACCGAGACCAAGUUAUCCGGGUUGUGGCGAACACUUCACUCGCUCCAAUCGUAUAGUGGGUGGUCACUCAACAGGCUUCGGCUCCCACCCCUGGCAGGCAGCUCUGAUCAAGUCAGGCUUUCUCAGCAAGAAACUGGCUUGUGGUGGUGCUCUUAUCUCAGACAGAUGGGUUAUAACCGCAGCUCAUUGUGUUGCCACGACACCAAAUUCCCAACUCCGAGUGCGUCUUGGCGAAUGGGACGUGCGUGAUGCUGGAGAACGGUAUUCUCACGAAGAGUUUGCAGUGCAAAGAAAAGAAGUACAUCCGCAGUAUGAGCCUGCGGAUUUCAGAAACGAUGUGGCGUUGGUGCAACUAGACAGGGGUGUUAGUUUUAAACAACAUAUAUUGCCUGUAUGUCUUCCCCAAAAACACAUAAAGCUAGCCGGAAAAAUGGCGACCGUAGCAGGCUGGGGCCGCACCCGGCACGGGCAAAGCACGGUCCCGUCUGUACUGCAAGAAGUCGAUGUGGAAGUCAUUCCAAAUGAGCGCUGUCAGCGGUGGUUCAGAGCUGCCGGAAGGCGAGAGACUAUACAUGACGUGUUUCUUUGCGCUGGUUAUAAGGAGGGAGGUCGAGAUUCCUGUCAAGGCGACUCCGGAGGUCCCUUAACGAUGAAGCUGGAAGGCCGCAGCACCCUAGUUGGCCUGGUCUCUUGGGGCAUCGGUUGCGGUCGAGAACAUCUUCCUGGUGUUUAUACCAAUAUACAGAAAUUUGUACCUUGGAUCGAUAAACUGAUAACGCCUUGAUAUACGGACGGUGUGAGUAGGAGAAAAAGGAAAAAAAUUAGGAUAACAGGGGACACAGGGAAAGGCAACUGGAGAAAAAGAAAAAAUCCAGAAAAAACCUAUGAAAGUAACAGUGUGAAGAAAGGGGUGUAUGAGAAGAACACAAAAAGCAAAAGAAAUAGAAAAACUGUUAGACCCAAAACUUGAGACAGAAAAACUUACUUA
Molecule: messenger RNA, 1973 nt
Organism: Hyposmocoma kahamanoa
Lineage: Eukaryota; Metazoa; Arthropoda; Insecta; Lepidoptera; Cosmopterigidae
Product: serine proteinase stubble-like
Exons: 7
Coding region: 120-1769 (549 amino acids)
Biological process (GO): proteolysis
Molecular function (GO): serine-type endopeptidase activity
Source: RefSeq, a predicted model, not a curated record